AAGCUGCAUUCAGGUUCAGAAUAUACCCAAAACUAUUUUACGUGGAACUAGCAUGUAUUUCUUGACAAAGUUCGGUUUCCGGGAUCUUUCGUCGAAACCGUUGCUGACGAUCUGCUGUUGGUACUUUCUUGUAACUUACGAGCUUCAACCACAACCACUAUUCAAUACUACCAUACCUAAAUACAAGCACUGUCUAACACCAUCUGUAGAAAAGGAAGAUUGGCUGAACAUCGUUCGUAACGGGUCAGCGCACGUCGGCUUCGACCUCUACCCCGGGUAUCUCAUCGACCGCACUCAAACGUCCGACUUUUAUCGCCAGAUGAGUCAUUUCGCCACCCCGAACCCGACAAAAGAUCUCGCUUUCAAGCUAUUUGAUCGCUGCGGUCAUUUGAGACAGGAAUGUCAAGAGCAUGCCGUCAAGAAGGGGUCCGGAAUCUGGGGUCGGAGCUAGACACUGGUCUUCUCCUUCUGCUCAACGGUACCACGACAAAUCAUUCAGCUCGUUGCCAUAGUGGGAGCGCACACAUCAUGCGAAAUAUACUGGAGGCGUUCUCAGAUCAAUUCAAGAAACCUGUAUACGCGUUUGCCAAUUCUAGCGAAAGCACUGCAAGGAGGUCGACUCCUUGCAUCUUUCACGAUGAUCAAGAACAGAGUUUUCGCAAUCUGGGAUUCCGACAUGUGGGCAACACAACAUUCUUCGCUCUGUCGAGCGACGCCAGUCAUCCGUGUCAUCGCCUAUCUGCAGCCGAUGAUUUUGAUCCUGCGCCUUUACAGCCGUCCAAAGGUACUGACGACUUUAUGAACAUUGCUGUCGACGCCCUUGCAUCUCCAGACCACUUGUUCCGCGAAAAGCUAGACACUAAAUAUAGUGAGAUCAGCGCGGAGGAGGUUUCUGGUGUUGUUCUACACUCUUCAGGUGGCAGCCUCUUGCAUAUCGUUGCUCUCAGUGGGAUGUACCAAAGUGCAGCUUGUAUGGUUGCCCACUGGCCUGAAUUGCGUGAUGCGAGGAAUGAUGCGGGUGAAACCCCGCUUGAGGCUUUGAAAUGGCUAAUCGAGGAGGACAAAAUUAGAAUCGAGUACUUCGACGCGAAGGAGCGUUUUGAGCAUGGAUGGCUCAGUUCACCCAAGAACACUGAAGAGACCUUAGCUGUGCUACGUGGAUAGUCAGCGUACCUUUGAGGUUAUUAAUGUCGUUGGGUACGAAGAUUGUCAUGAAUGCACUAGAUAAUCAGAACCUUUUUGGACGUUGAUGUGAUUUCGGUCAGAGCAAGUCCCGGUAGACAGUCUAAACACACUGGGAAAUAUAAAGAACUAUGCUGCGGGGGUAUUGCCAGUCUGGUCUUUACCCCCUUCGCCGCUCACUGGGGUAUACUCGGCUCCAAUCAGUUUCGCCAGCUCUGAGAUGUUGGUGUGAUCGACCGUGUUUUGCAUGCGGUACAUAUACUCGCAUUCGCCAUCUAUACGUCACUUCCGUUAGCACUGCUACCACG
Messenger RNA from Alternaria rosae, 1490 nucleotides. RefSeq lists its product as uncharacterized. The transcript has a single exon. Bases 400 to 1164 code for a protein of 254 amino acids. NCBI's taxonomy places the organism in Eukaryota, Fungi, Ascomycota, Dothideomycetes, Pleosporales, Pleosporaceae. The record is from RefSeq and is a predicted model, not a curated record.